AGAAUAACAAUGAAAACUCCACAAUCGAAACACCCAGCUCAGAGAACCAAAUACCACCACAACAAUAGCUAUGACCUUCAAGUACCGUGGGCGUUUCUGAUUUCUGAUUGGUUUCUCAAAUACUCACUUUCUAAAUAAGUCAGUUAAUCAUCAAUCAGUAUUAGACUAGACGUGACGACCCAACAGCCUGUGAUGAUUGCCUCGUGGUUUAUUUCAAUCGUUCUAAUUCAUUCUGUGGUUUCUAUUCCAUUUAGAGAUUGUGGAGCUCAAGUCGGGGACGUAUAUUUACUGACUGUAAGUGGAUGUGACGAAGCACCUUGUGCGUUGCAUAAAGGUAAAAAUUCUACGAUCACAAUGGAAUUCGUUUCAUUUGACACUGUGGAAAGUGGUAAGAUUUCUGUCCAUGCAGUGUUUGCCUUGGUAUCAAUACCAUUUCCACUUUCCAAUUCGAAUUUAUGUGACUUUGUCAGCCCAGCAUGUCCUUUGGUUCCAUCUGUAGAUAAAUAUACAUACACAUAUACUUUGCCUGUGCACGAAUCAUAUCCAUCGGUUUCUUUCAAAAUGCGAUGGGAAUUAAAAGAUAGUUUUAAUGAUGAUAUAUUUUGUGUUGAAUUCCCUGUUCAAAUCAUUUAAAUAAAAGUACAUUAUUAAUAGUAGUCAUCGUUCUAUUAGUAGUAAACAUUUGGAGAUGAUUGUUUUCGUUUGAUUCAAUGAUAUGAUAUGCAUUAGGUUUUGGGA
This is a messenger RNA of Schistosoma turkestanicum, 738 nucleotides long. The record is from the annotation of a GenBank genome assembly. Lineage: Eukaryota; Metazoa; Platyhelminthes; Trematoda; Strigeidida; Schistosomatidae.